CUUGUUUCCUUGUUUGUCAUUGUCAGACAAACAAGCGGGCAAAAACGAACAUGCUGAGAAUAUUGAUGUUUUCAAUUGUUUAGAACUGACUAUAUUUUGCUGUUUAAUAAAAGAAACAUGAGAUUGUUUUUAUUCAAUGACUUGAUCGUAUUCUAAAAAAAUAAAAUAUUGAAAGGAUGACCUUCCAGGAUACUACUUAUAACGAGCACCCCGCCCAUAAAGUAAUCAUAAUACAUCCUGGAUCAUUGUACGUUCAGAUCGGCAGAGCAUCAGACGUGAAUCCACACACAGAACUGCAUGCCAUUGCCAGAAAACGCCUGAUAGGUGGACAAUCACAUCAUGACCUCCUUCUGCCACCAACAGUCAAGAGGAGUACAGAAGUGGCGCAAGAGAUGGAUGAGGUUCGACUGCAGAUCUCGCACACUCUGCAGUCAUGUCUGCAGUCGGACGGCCGCCGACGCUAUGCGACGCCACCCCAGCAGAUUGCCGCCUUCAACCGACAAGCCAAACCCGCACCUGUCACCACCCCCUGCUCCACCUCCGACCAGUUCAUCAAACCCGAGAAGAACAUUGUCGUCGGCAAUGAGGUUCUCUACCUUGAUCCGGCGUUAGACUUUAAUGUACAUUUUCCGAUAAAACGUGGCGAUUUGAAUGUACAUAACGGAGUGGGAGGAUCUUUGACUGCAGUCCUGGCUGAUCUACAAGCAAUUUGGAGCUUCAUUCUCGAGUACAAAUUCGGCAUAUCGCAUAAAGAUUUCAAAAGUUACCGAGCUAUUCUAAUUAUACCUGAUAUAUACAACCGCCUCUAUCUGAGAGAAUUGAUGACUCUAUUGUUGAAUAAUAUGGGAUUUGGAGCUUGUUUCCUCAUACAGGACCAUGUGGCGGCUACAUUUGGCGCAGGUCUCGGGUGUGCGUGUGUGGUUGACGUCGGCCACCAGAAAACGUCAGUGUCGUGUGUAGAAGACGGCAUUUCUCAUCCAGCCACUCGAGUCAGGCUAGGCUAUGGCGGAGGUGACAUAACACAUGCUUUCCAUUGGCUAUUGCAAAAGUGUGCGUUUCCGUAUAAAGCGUGUGAUCCGAACCAGAGCCCAAGGGAUGCCCUGUUGCUGCAGCAGCUAAAGCAUGACUGCUGUCACAUCAACCUCGAUGUUUGUGGCUCAUCGGAAAAGUCCUUUGUUGUACAGCAUCCGAAUUCUACCAGUGUUCAAUACACUAUUCAGAUGGCGGAUGAAUGUCUGAUUGCACCGCUCAGCUUGUUUCAACCGGAGCUGCUGGGAGUGACCGGCCCCAAGACACUCACCACCCAGAAACGCUCCACUGGUGACCCUCAAGACCCUCACGACGCUGAUUAUCUUAGAGAAACAAGCAGACGUGGCCUGAAAGAAGCGAUGGAAGCAAACUCGGAGGGCGGACUGGGAGUGGAUGGUGGGGCGGGGGCGGUGGCGGGGGAGGAGGACAUAGUGGUGGACAACAUUCUGGAGGGGGUGCAGGGAGGGGGUGGCAGCGCACCUCUCGACAGCGAGUUCACCGUCAACUCCAAUCAGCUGCUCGGGCUCGAUCAAGCUAUUCUCCAGUCCAUUGACAGAUGUGUUACAGAUGAUCUGAAGCGGAAGAUGUACGCUUCUAUAUUGGUGGUCGGCGGUGGUUUGAAAUUUCAUGGAAUCAAUACGUGGCUGCAUAACAAACUAUCUCUUCAAGUUCCUUACAUGUUGAGAUCAGAACAAAUGGAUAUAGUGACGAAUGCGAAAGACAUGGAUCCACAGAUCACAGCAUGGAAGGGAGCGUCAGUCCUCUGCUGUCUGGAAUCCGUGCACGAGCUGUGGAUCAAACCAAGUGAAUGGGACAAAUAUAGUGUUAAGCUAUUAAGAGAAAAAGCUUGUUUCAUGUGGUAAAAAACGUCAUUUAUUCAUUAAAACAUGCAAUUUUGUACAAAAUAGAAGUACUUUUAAUAGUACUUUAAUUUAUCGAGAUCUUAGACAAUAUAAGAUAGGCACAUACGUUAUGAGUGAUCAGGACUGGAGUAAGCGGAUUUCCGACUUAUUUUCUUUAUUGAUCUCGAUUAUGUUGGCUCUCAACAAGCCUUGAACGAGAGCAUGAUCCUCAUCGCCAAUUUCUAUCCACUUCUCAUUGUUAGUUUCCUCCUCAUCUUCGGCAUGGAAUAAUUUCUGAAAAAUUUAACGAUUUCUUACUCAUUCUUGGAGUAGAUUUUCACACUACAGUAACUAAUCAAUUAUAAAUUGGUAAAUUAUAUAAUGUAAAUUUCUUAUUCACACUUCAUACAUCAACCAAUUUUUUGUUGGUCGCAGAAGAUAACACUAAUAGUUUAUGACAGUCAAUGAUAACACUGACUUAACCUAUGAUAAUAGUAACAAUGAUAACUAUUUCAAUUUCAGUAAUCUGAUCAUACUAUAAUAACGAUAACUGACUGAAGCCGAAAAAGCAUGGCUUCAGUUUAGUCUUACUCUUGUUCGAGUAAGAGAUCUACAUAAAAAAUAUUUGUGUUUAGAAAAAUAAGACUCCAGUUCUUACUAGUGGGAUGCCACUUACUACAGCGUCUUGAUGAACAGAGUGGAACGUUGGUGGCGAAGAAGUCGAUUGUCAGUUGUGGUAUCCCAGUGCCAUACUCAUGAGAAAAGCUUUUACUAUACAGGAUUUGCUUUUUGAUCUCAUAAAGUGUAUGGUGUCGCAGUGGUUUAGAUGUCAAUAAUUAAAUAGUGUCAAUAAUUGCAUGUCGUGUGCACACAAAUAUGCAGCAUCCUAGAGUAUUUGUCAGAAUAAGAAUAAAAGAAACAUAAAACUAACACAAGGCAGAAAGUUCGAAUACACUUAGACCCCUGGCUCAGCAUUAAUGUUAUCCUGGCUUAGGGGUUGGCGAUCCUACCACCCAGUUGCUGAUGCAACUGCUAUAAGCCUCUCCGAAGCCCUUCUUCCCAGUCCCCUUAUUCUAAUUUUUUCUCAUAAUUAUGAUGAAAUAAUACGAUGAAAACUUAGAGAGCCUGUCCCGGACAAUGGUGUUUAUAUACAGAGGCGUUGAGCCGAGUCUGAUUAUCUGCUGUAGAUAGUUCCAAGUCCCGUCCUCGUCACAAUGCCAACGGUACGGUUGGGUAAACUACAAGAAUGCUCUUCAACAUUUCAAAAAGACACAUCCCUUCUCAAACGUCAGCAUUUCUGAGGCGAAAAUGCCAACGGUUACGGUUGGGUAAACUACAAGAAUGCUCUUCAACAUUUCAAAAAGACACAUCCCUUCUCAAACGUCAGCAUUUCUGAGGCGAAAAUGCCAACGGUUACGGUUGGGUAAACUACAAGAAUGCUCUUCAACAUUUCAAAAAGACACAUCCCUUCUCAAACGUCAGCAUUUGUGAGGCGAAAAUUUCAAAUGUAACAUUUUUAAUAUCAUCAAUCGUUCCUAUGAGCGUUUGAUGUCGCAUUCGAAUACCGUUCAUCCUGACUGUCCUAUCAACAUUUUCGUGGUAGAGACAGUUCAAAAUACCCAGUUGCUCAAAUCUCCGGACAUGUCCAAUGACAGAAUCAGCAUACGUUCUAAUGUGAGGCUAUGUUUAGUGCACUAAUGCCAUGUCGGAUCCACAUUAGAAAUGAUCACCAGUCAAAGGCUGACAUUGUGUUGGUAGGUGAUCAGCCUAAUGAAAGCCCCCGAGAUCAGACUUUGACACCUGAUAGAAGACCAGUUGCAAAAAAGUCCACAUCUAAAAGUGUGGGUACUACUUGAGCAGGCUACCUAAGGAAAACCACGAGGACAAAUCUAAGGACAAGGUUUAUCAUUGACAAGUGGUUUUCAGAGACCUGUGAGACUAUAAAUCUUCCGUUCCAGCAGUGAAUUCCAAAUCCAAAUAACUAAUUUUUUUUAAAUACGAUUUUUGAAAUGGGAUUCUUCAUCAAACAAGAAUAUGAAUGCCUAGAGGAGAGACUCGAACUUUGUUUACGAAGACGUUGUAGUAAGUGGCAUGAGUAGUUCGAACUCGAGUCUUAUUUUUUUCUACACAUGAAUAGUUUUUAUGGAGAUUUCUUUCUCAAUCAAGAUUAAGAUUAAACCGGAGCCGUUAGGCGUCAGUCAGUUAUCAUUUCUAGUAUUAUCAGUUUACUGUCAUUGUUACUAUUAUCAUAGACUCACAGUCAGUGUAUCAUUGACUGUCAUAAACGGUUAUUAGUAUUAUCUUCCGCGACCAAAAAAAAAAAAAAAAAAAAAAAAAAAAAAAAAAAAAAAAAAUUGGUUGAUGUAUAAAGUGUGAAUAAGAAAGUUAGUAUUUGUAAUUGUAAUGCGUUGAAAAAUUAUGAUGUGUACAUAAAGUGUAGGGAAAUUCAAGCUGCAUAAUUUACAAAUUUAUAUUAUUAGUGUUUUAUAGUUGUGUAAUAUUUUUUCUGAAUGUAUUUUAUGAUUUUGUUGACUUCAUACAUGUUUAAUCAUAGAUAGUUAUGGAACAUGAUAACAAAUAUAAUUUUUUAUUCAAUGA
This is a messenger RNA of Nilaparvata lugens (brown planthopper), 4469 nucleotides long. RefSeq names its product actin-related protein 8 (gene Arp8). Lineage: Eukaryota; Metazoa; Arthropoda; Insecta; Hemiptera; Delphacidae. Gene Ontology annotation, biological process: regulation of DNA-templated transcription; double-strand break repair. The transcript is spliced from 11 exons. Gene Ontology annotation, cellular component: Ino80 complex. Bases 177 to 1892 code for a protein of 571 amino acids. The record is from RefSeq and is a predicted model, not a curated record.